AUGCUAUGCAGAAUGCCCCAGCGCGCCAUUCUAGCCGCCCGAUGGAAUUCAGUGUUCGCUGCAACCUCUGCAAGCUGCCUCCGCUACACUUCGCAAAUGGCGCACCUCAUGUAUGCCUGCGAUGUUGACGCAGAGCCUCUACAUCGCUACUGCAUCGGUGGCUAUCAUCCUCUCAAGCUUGGUGACGUACUUAAACACGGCCGGUACAGAAUUAUGCAUAAAGUCGGAUGGGGUGGCUACUCGACCACAUGGGCUGCUAGGGAUCAACAAGAAGAUCGAUACGUCGCACUCAAAGUGUCCGUAUCGGAGAAGCGUGACAAUCGUGAAUCAGAAAUCUUGCGAGUGAUUUCCGCACUUCCCAAAGGUCAUCCAGGCCAAGACCAUGUGGUUCAGAUGGUAGACCACUUUGAGGAAACAGGACCCAAUGGCACACAUGAAUGUCUUGUCUUGGAAUUGUUAGGCCCGAAUGUACCUGACUUGAUCGAUUGGAUCUAUACGGACGAGAGAUUACCGGCGCGCCUGGCCAAAUCUAUCGCCCACCAAGCGCUUUUAGGAGUUGGUUUUCUCUCCACAUACGAGAUUGGACAUGGAGACCUUCACUCCAGAAACCUGGCUUUCAAGAUACCCAAUUUCGAUUCUUUGAAUCAACAAGAGUUCUACGAUAAGCUCGGCGAGCCCGAGACCGCUUUGUUAUUCGAGCUGGUCACCGGGCAGCCACCCUUCGAUGCAAUCAUGGCGACCCCCGAGUCUCUGAUCCAGCAGAUGAUGGACUAUUGUACGGACAGUAUACCAGAUCGUUGGCAGAAGAAAUGGCAGGAAAUGGAGAAGGACACAUCCCGUGAUUAUCAGCCCCCAACUCUACAGCAGUGGCUCGAGGAGGUUUAUUUUGAUCCAGACCGUAAUGCAGAGUUUACGAAGCAGUAUAUUACCAAGGUUGGCCUGGACAAGCUCUCCGCUAUGCGGAACAGGCAGAGGCAGCCGGAAAGCAUCUCAGCUUUCCCCUAUGACAUAAAGACACUACUAAAGUCACUGAAAGAUGAAAGCAAUUUCAUCCAGGCACGAUAUGAUCUGAAAGGCAAAAGCCGCUGGGAUAAACCAGACAGUCAUCUCAUCUGGCCAAAAAUAGCCAAGCAAGGAAACAGCACGAAAAGGGGCAACACCUGGGUUGUAGAAUAUUCUGAAAUCGGCGGACAUUGUGUCUCUAUCAUGGGUAUUCACUACAUGUAUGUCUACGUCACGGGUGCCACAACUUUCACUUCAGCCGGAGCAAUAAGUCAUAUCUCUUACAGCUACAGGGCACAACUGAACCGACUUGGAGAAAUACUUCCGGGUACCGAUGAGAAGCUUAUGAAUGUGGAAGAGAAGUCCUAA
Molecule: messenger RNA, 1371 nt
Organism: Diaporthe amygdali
Lineage: Eukaryota; Fungi; Ascomycota; Sordariomycetes; Diaporthales; Diaporthaceae
Exons: 8
Coding region: 1-1371 (456 amino acids)
Biological process (GO): regulation of mRNA processing; protein phosphorylation; spliceosomal complex assembly
Molecular function (GO): protein kinase activity; ATP binding
Source: RefSeq, a predicted model, not a curated record